Oppia nitens is the source of this 2481-nucleotide messenger RNA. It is a transcript of the gene Cog4, whose product is annotated as conserved oligomeric Golgi complex subunit 4-like. The record is from RefSeq and is a predicted model, not a curated record. The coding region runs from base 128 to 2446 and encodes 772 amino acids. NCBI's taxonomy places the organism in Eukaryota, Metazoa, Arthropoda, Arachnida, Sarcoptiformes, Oppiidae. The transcript has 2 exons.
GUCUAUUGUAGUGAUUGUAGAGAUGGGUCUCAACACUAAUCACGUCAUAUAUUAUGUGGUCAUUGAUGAAGACGUGUAUCAAAUAAAUAUAUCAUAUGUUUGUUUGGGUAUCACUUGACUGUCAUAAAUGGAUCAAUUGGUUGAUAUCCGCACUCUGUCCACACUCGACGAUGUCAUCAAAGCAUACGACCGAUUGUGUGCUGAAGAGACUGAUGUCAAUAAACAGAUCAAUGAUUUGCUGUCAGACGACAAACAGUUGGAGUCAUCGAUGGCUCGACUUCGCAAAGAUAUGCCAAAUAUGUCUUUGAUUGAGAGCGACGCCAAACAGUUGUCAUCACUCAUACAAUUUACGUCAUCGUUGGCCGAUAGUGUCUCGUAUAAAGUGCGACGACUGGAUUUGGCCAAAACACGAGUGACUCAAUGUCUUCAGCGCAUUGAAGACAUAUUGGAUCUUAAGUUUUGUACGGAUGGCAUACAGAAAGCUUUGUCCACCGAAAACUACGAACAGGCGGCCGCACACAUACAUCGGUUCUUGUCUAUGGAUGAAUCGAUUCUUAGAAAGUCUGCCGAAACUCAAGAACUGUCCGCAAGUUCGCUGACUAACAAUGAAAUGAAUGCCUCUUCAAUGGAUGAAGCAUUUCAACGAUUACAUGAAGCAGAGGUCAAACUGAAGAAUAUUGUGAUGAAGAGGUUUGACGAAGCCGUUAGUGAUGAUGACGUGGCUUCAGUCGAGCGCUUCUUUAAAAUAUUUCCACUUUUGAAUCAACACUCUGAAGGUCUUAAAAAGUUUUCCAACUAUUUGUGUACUAAAGUCAAUGAAAAAUGUCUGAACAAAAACAAUUCAAAUCAAUCUUCAGCCACACAUUCAGACAAAUUAACGCAAUUAUAUGAAUGCAUUGCUAAGACUAUAGACAUUCACCAACCGCUGGUUGAGACCUAUUACGGACCGGGAAAGUUGGUCACAGUUGUAGAUAUCUUACAAAAAGAAUGCGAUCGCGUCAGCAAAAGAAUUAUUGAUGAUUUUAAGGUUAAGAAAAAUUUACCACAAGUUAUCACUUUAGUGACCAAAUCAUUGAAAGCCAGUUCUAGUUAUCAAACGUCAACUAAAGUGGAUCCCAGAGAUUUGGAUCAACUGUUGUCUGAUAUUAUAAUACUUAAUAAUAGAAGCGAAAUGUAUUUGCGAUUUAUAACAAAGCGGUCCAAAAGUGAUAUUGAAGUAGCUUUUCCUGAGACAAGUGUCAAACCUGAUGACCAAAAUGAAAGGCGGGAACGACUUCAGCAAAUGGAUUCAAUCUUAAGAAACUGUGAUUUAAGUCAUUCAAUACAUGAAUUGAAUGGUAUUUAUGUUUUGAUAGAAGAAUAUUUCAUUAGAGAGUCGACUCUUAAAGCUAUUCAAUUGGAUUGCGUGGAAACGUCCGGUGCUCUCACUUCUAGUAUGUUAGACGAUGUCUUCUUUAUUAUCAAGAAGUGUAUUAAGAGAGCUCUAUCGGGUGGAAGUGUUGAUGUUGUUUGUGCUGUUAUUAACCAUUCUGUUUCAAUAUUGGAAACAUCUUUUUGCGAUUCUAUGAAUGAGAGGUUAAGGUAUGGAUACCCGAGCACUAUAUCUGGUGCCGCAGCAGCACUUGACUUGAGUCAGGCCUAUAAUGCACUUCAGGCCGGAAGAUAUCUACAAACGUCCAGUGAUGUGGAGAACGCAAAGACAUUGUUCUUGAGCUCAUUAAAUAAUUUGGACACCGCUUGUGAAUACGUCAAAACACUUAAGACUACGAUUUCAGAAGACGUCAAGAAAUCGACAAUCGCUGAGAAACAUCAAAACGAAAAGCUUGAGAGCUGUUUAUCAGAUAUGGUAGCUCUAAGCGGACGAUUCAAUUCAAUUAUAACAUCCGGUUUGGGACAACUGUGUUCAUCAGUGUUGAAACCAAGAAUUAAGAUAUGGAUCGACGCUUUCAUCUCUUAUAAUCAUAUUCUCAGUGAAGAAGAGUUGAUUGGUUUUGAGACAACAGAUGGUUUGCGACCUUUUAUGCAAACAUUUAUUAUAAGUCUCAACACUUUUGUUAAAUCAUUUAAAGAUAGUUUGACUCAAAACAAUAGCGACACUCUUCUCAGUCUUUUCUCUACAGAAUUGAUUCAAAGAUUGAGUGAUGCGGUUCUCAAAUGUUCUUAUAAUAAGUUGGGAGGCUUUCAAUUUGAUCGUGAAUUGCGGGCAAUAAUAAACUAUUUGACCGGUGCCACCACGUGGUCAAUACGCGAUAAAUUUUCAAAACUUAAACACAUUUCUAUAAUUUUAAAUUUGGAAAAUGUCGAAGAAAUCAAUGAAUAUUUAAAUCCGAGUUCAAGUGAUUCUGGUUUAUCAACUCCUUGGAGGUUAACUCCAAACGAAGUCAAACAAGCGCUUAGAUUAAGACAUGACUUUAAUUCAUUAGAUAUUAAAAAGUUAAACCUAUAAACAACUUAUUUUUGAAUUUAUAUAUAUAUAAAUUA